GGGAGCGGCAAAGAAGGAAGCGGACAUGGCGGCGGCGGCGCUGGGCAGCCGCUGCUCCUCUCGCUCUCGGAGGCCGCGCUCUUCCUCCUAGUCGGCCAUGGCGGGACCCCCGAGGCUGCGGCCGCUACCCUGGCUGCUCCCGGCCCUCUGCGUCUUCCUCUUAGCCGCCGCGGCGGCAGCAGAGCCCGAGAAGGAACGGGAGGCCCCGCCGCCGCUUCCUCAACAGGAGCAGCAGAAGCCCCCGCCGCCCCAACAGCAGCAGCUCCAGCAGCCUGAGGAGCGGAGGCCGGAGCUGGGCCGGGCAGAGAAAGGGCCCACCCCUGUUGCUCCAGUUCAUUCUGUUAGUGAAGAUUCUCCAGAGAAGACUAACCUAGGAUUUAUCCAUGCAUUUGUGGCUGCCAUAUCUGUCAUUAUUGUCUCGGAACUUGGUGAUAAGACUUUCUUUAUUGCAGCCAUCAUGGCAAUGCGUUACAACCGCUUAACAGUGCUGGCUGGGGCUAUGCUUGCCUUAGGGCUGAUGACAUGUUUAUCAGUUUUAUUUGGCUAUGCCACAACUGUGAUCCCCAGAGUAUACACCUACUAUGUAUCAACAGCACUCUUUGCCAUUUUUGGCAUCCGAAUGCUUCGAGAAGGCCUGAAGAUGAGUGCAGACGAGGGUCAGGAAGAGCUUGAAGAAGUUCAAGCAGAACUCAAGAAGAAAGAUGAAGAAUUGCAGAGAACAAAACUGUUAAAUGGGCCUGGAGAUGUGGAAACAGGAACAGGCCCAGCUAUACCUCAAAGGAAAUGGCUGCAUUUUAUUUCUCCAAUUUUUGUACAAGCUUUCACUUUGACAUUCUUAGCAGAAUGGGGUGAUCGUUCCCAGUUAACAACAAUAGUUCUGGCAGCAAGAGAGGAUCCCUAUGGUGUGGCAGUAGGUGGAACAGUUGGACAUAGUUUGUGUACUGGCCUGGCAGUGAUUGGAGGACGAAUGAUAGCACAAAAAAUCUCUGUUCGGACUGUGACAAUCAUAGGAGGCAUCGUUUUCUUAGCAUUUGCAUUUUCUGCACUAUUUAUAAGCCCAGAUGCUGGUUUUUAACAAGAGGUUUUUCCCCCCAUUACUGGAAAGACAGAAUUAGGAGCAACAAUUGUAUCCUUUCUCCCUGUAUAUAAUAAUGUACAGCUAUUUAGUCAAACAAGCACUGAAGAUGGGAUGCUGUAAUUUUAUAUUUGUUUCGGACACUUCAUGGACACAUUGUGUGCUGGAGAUGUACUUCCUCUAUAUAUUUGGAAUAUGAAAAAAUGUUUGCUCAGGUGAACUGAGACCCACCUCCUGAAAUGGGAUUUGCUACUUUAUCUACAUAUUGCCACUAGCCAUUGCUUACAGAUCCCCUUUUUGAAUGAAUUGCUGCUGCCUGUGGCUAGCAAUUAUGCCUUAUAAAGUGUCUGGUAUUAAGGAGAACAUUUUGCCUCUGACCUUGGAACCCAAGCACAUUAUCCCUUUAUCAGAAAUGAAAAUGGAGGUGUUUCGAACUGCUCUUCAGACUCUCAUACACAAAAAUUUGUAAAUAUUUAAAUUUGUAACUAAUGUGUGUGGGGGGAAAUCAGGUUAUUUUGGUAUAGAAUGUGCUAUUCAAAUACACAUACAUCUAGAUAUUUACCAGAUAUAUCUUUUGGUAUUUAUGCUAAAAUUUGGUUGCAUUUCCAGGCUAAAGUACUUAAGUUGUUUAUUGUUUUCCUUUAGUAUUAAAAAUAUGCUAUUUAAGAACAUAAAUUAGAUGUCAUCUAAUGUAAUAACUUUGUUAGCUUAAUUCAGAGGAAAAUACUGGGCAGUAAACCUACUGCUCAGUAUGUUUUUACUGUAUAAAAAAAGUUGCUUUUGUUUACCUUCAGUGUCUUUUGAGCAAAUUUUUGUUGAUUUUUGUUGUUGUGGAAAGGUUGCUAUUCCAUCUGCAUAACUUAAUUCAGUCCUCAAUUCAGUCUGACUGUUGCAGAUUUUGAAUAGUUUGUUGAAAAUAGACUAAAACCAGUAUUUUCAUGUACUAUAACUGCAGUAGUUCAAAUGCUAGAAGUAGUGUACACAUUUUAAAUCUGGAGUACAGCGGCACUAAGAAUCAACGCACCUUUCCAAAAGUAGUUUUCAUGAUCCUUUUAAUUAAACAGGGGUGUAAGCACACAUUUUACAACUCCUAGUUAAAAAGCCGGAUAAAGUAGCCAAAGAGAAAAUAUUACUGUAUGUAUAACUCAUCAGGAUGGAGAGAUUACUUGAAAAAUAAAUUUCUUUGUAAAGCUGA
Molecule: messenger RNA, 2270 nt
Organism: Sceloporus undulatus (fence lizard)
Lineage: Eukaryota; Metazoa; Chordata; Lepidosauria; Squamata; Phrynosomatidae
Gene: TMEM165
Product: transmembrane protein 165
Exons: 6
Coding region: 98-1075 (325 amino acids)
Biological process (GO): manganese ion transmembrane transport; calcium ion transmembrane transport; Golgi calcium ion transport
Cellular component (GO): Golgi apparatus
Molecular function (GO): manganese ion transmembrane transporter activity; calcium ion transmembrane transporter activity
Source: RefSeq, a predicted model, not a curated record